UCGUCGGGCAUUAGGAGCACAAAAAAUUUAACAUCACAUCAAGCAUGGGUACUGGAAAAUUUGAAGAUUGUUGUGCAAUUUCAUAGAAACCAACCCAAGGGAGAAGUUUCAGGCUUACUUUCCCGGAUCUUGGGGAACCUAGCUAAGGAUUGCAGUCUCUUCCCCAUCGGUUUUGAUAACUGGCACCUGGUUCCGCAAAGUUUCAAAGAUCGUGUAUGGAAUGAUGUCAUUAAGCCGAAACUAUGGAUUGAAGCCGGGCAAAUGGACAUAGCAUACCACUACAUUCUUCAGGAUUUGGGUAAUAAAUGGAGGAACAAUAGGAUUCGGCUUUGGAAUGUGGGGUUUAAGGUGGAGAAAAGCAGAGAAGAGAACAUUACAAAUCAUCCUCCACACAUUCCUCCUGAGCAGUGGGCUAUGUUCAUUGAUUACCGUCUACGACCUGAUACUCAGAAAAUAUGCAAGAUUAACACAAUCAACAAGCGGAAACAUGAGACUCCUCACACUGGUGGCUCAAAGAAGAAUAGCAUAAGGAAAGAGGAAAUGGAAGAAAAAUUGGGAAGAGAAGUUUCUAGAGGGGAAAUGUACAUGAUCACCCAUGUGAAGCCAAAUGGAUCAUACAGUAGUACUAAGGCAGCAGAGAUAUGUGAGAAAAUAAAAGCAAUCGAAGCUACUGGGACUGUACCUGCUAAAGCUAGUCGUACCGAUUCUCUUAGUCAGGUGCUCGGUCCUGAACAUCCGGGCCGUACUCGAACCAUGGGAGCCGGAGUUGCUCCUACACAGGUCUUUGGUUCCUCUUCGUGUCAUGGAAAUCAUUCAUCUUCUAGUAGCACAAGCUCUCUUUCUCCAGAGGAAGUGCUUCAGCAAGUGCAAACUCAGCUACGGGAAGAGAGGGCACACAGAAUGAAUGUAGAAGCUGUACUUGCUCAUGUUCUGUCCCAGACGGGAAUCAUUCUACCCCCGGAGCUUGCGUUGUCAAAUCAACCUCUAUACAAAAACCAAGCUUCUUCGCAUUCCUCUACUCAUAAUGACAGCUAGGUAGUAGUUCGGGAUUUGAAGUUCAAGGGAUGAAGAUAUUUUGCAGCCACUUCACUUGCCGACUGUCGAUGUUAAUGCAAGUAAUUUGUAGGAACCAUGAAUGGAUAGUACUUUGGCGAGUAUGUUUUGUGGCAACUUAUGUAAUGGGUUUUGUAUCCCAAACAAUAGAUCUUCAACUCUAGCUUUAUGAUGAAUCCCGAAACAUGUAAUCUAGAAGUACAGAAUGAUGUGCUUGUGAUGAAUGCAUCUACUCAAUUUCAGAACAUGUGUUUUUAUAUGGA
Molecule: messenger RNA, 1316 nt
Organism: Linum tenue
Lineage: Eukaryota; Viridiplantae; Streptophyta; Magnoliopsida; Malpighiales; Linaceae
Source: the annotation of a GenBank genome assembly